Messenger RNA from Closterium sp. Yama58-4, 3117 nucleotides. NCBI's taxonomy places the organism in Eukaryota, Viridiplantae, Streptophyta, Zygnematophyceae, Desmidiales, Closteriaceae. The record is from the annotation of a GenBank genome assembly.
AUGAAGCGUAGCGAGUGGCGCGUGAGGGCGCGUUCAGGAGGGAGCACGCCAGCCGCGGGGACAUCCGUAGCGGGGAAGGCGCUGUCGUGGCAGGAUAAGGAGGUGUACCGAACGUUCUGGAAGUACGGGCAGCACACGAUUGGGCUGCUGCAGGGUGUGUUGGCCACGAUCGACCUGAGGAUCAACCACAGGGUCGUUCAGGCCACCAAGCCGUUCGACGAAUACCCCCCCAACAUCCACCGCGCUCUCGAGAGCCUGUUGGAGUAUCGCCUGCGCCAGCCGCCCAGGCCGCCCAGAGCAAGCGACCCUGUUGCUCCGGGCCACAACCGGACGAGGAGGAUGCAGGGUCGGUGGCCGCGGCGGUUCAAGGAGAUCUGCUUCUUUCUGAGCGCAGCUGGGGUGCCGUGCCCGCCUGACUGGCAGCAGCAGGUGGAAGCGGCUACUACCGCUGCUUUGGCCGCUGCUGCUGGCGCUGGUCGCCCCAGGGCUGUUGGGUAUGCUGCUGCUGCUGCUGCUGCUGCCGCUGCUACUGCUGCUGCUGCUGGUGCUGGUGCUGGUGCUGCUGUUCGGCUUCCCGGUCAGCCGUUGCGUGGCAGGAAGCGGAAGGCAGAGGGUGUUGUGGAGGGUGUGAGAGGGAGUGUGAGGAAGGGUGUGAGAGGGAGUGUGAGGAAGGGUGUGAGAGGUGGGCUGAGGAGGGGCAGGGGAAGGCGGAGUGGGGAAGAAAGCCAGGAGGAGCGGGACAGAGUUGGUGAUAGCUUGGCUGAUGCCGGAGUGGUUGAUGACAACGGUGGCAAUGGUGGUGAUGGUGAUGAUGAUGAUGAUGUUGGAGAGGUGGUUGAUGGGGAUGCUUCCUGCAAGGGCACGAAGCGUUCCAAGAAGUCUCUGAAGGUGGCUGCUCGGGAUGCUGCGCGCAAGGGUUUGAAGAGUUCCGCCCGUGCCAAGCCGGCGGCAGCAGCUGAUAAGCCUGAGGGCAUGGCAGGGGGUGUAAGAAAGGUUGGUGUUUCCUCUGGUGUUUCCUCUGGUUGUGAGGACAGAAUGGCUGGGAUGGGCAGUCACAGUAGCGGUCGUCACAGGGUGAAAGUGAGGGAGGGAGGCGGAGAUGGGGAGAAAAAGGCUGCUGAUGGGGAUGGGGAGGGAAAGGCUGCUGGCGGAGAUGGGGAGGGGAAGGCUGUUGGGGAAAGGAAAAUCGCUGGUGGCGAUGGGAAGAGGAAAGCUGCUGGUGGCGAUGGAAAGAGGAAAGGCGCUGGUGGCAGGAAGGCUGCUGGUGAGCGGGACUUCUGCAGCACGAAGGCAGGGAGGAGGAGCCGGGCGACAAUGCGCUGCUUGGAGCAGUCGACCAGGGAGAGGCUCUGUGAGAUUGCCAAGCAGGCAGAGGAGGCGAACAGGCGCGCUGUGGAGGCAAAGAGGGCGCUGGUGGAUAAGUACUUGGGUAUUUUGAAAGAAAAGCUUGAACAAGGGGUGGGGGAGGAGAGGAGGAUGAUUGCUGAGGUGGUUGCGAGGGAGGAGGCUAAGCUGAGGCAGAAGCUUGAACAGGGGGUGAAGGAGGAGAGGAGGAUGAUUGCUGGGGUGGUUGCGAGGGAAGAGCCAGCAAUGAAGCGCAGCGAAUGGCGCGUGAGGGCGCAUUCGGGAGGGAGCACGCCAGCCGCGGACGGAGCACCGGGGAAAUCCGAAGCGGGGCACGCGCUGACGUGGCAGGACGAGGAGGUGUACCAAAUGUUACGGAAGUACGGGCGGUACGCGAUUGGCCUGAUGGAGGGUGUGCUGGCCACGAUCGACGUGAAGCUCAACGAGAGAAUUGUCCAGGCCACCAAACCUGUCAGCGAGUACCCCUCCAACAUCAUCUGUGCCCUCGAGAGCCUGAAGGAGUACCGUCGCCAGAGGCAGCUCAGCCUCAGGCUGCCCAGGGCCAGCAGCAACAGCGCUGCUCCGGUCGGCAAACGGAGGAGCAAACUGCAGGGGCGGUGGCCGCGGCGGUUCAAGGAGAUCUGCUUCUUUCUGGGUGCAGCGGGGGUGCCGUAUCCCCCGGACUGGCAGCAGCAGGUGGAAGCGGCUACUGCUGCUGCUCUGGCCGCUGCUGGUCCUCGCCGUCGCAGGGCUGCUAGGUCUGCUGUUUCCGCCGCUGGUGCUGCUGGUGCUGCUGCUGCUGGUGCUGCUGCUGCUGCUGGUGCUGCUGCUGGUGGUGGUGGUGGUGCUGCUGCUGCUGCUGUUCAGCAUCCCAGUCAACCCUUUCGUGGCAGGAAACGGAAGGCAGAGGGUGCAGUGGGGGAUGUAAGGGAGGGUGCGAGGAGGGGCAGGGGAAGGCGGGGUGGGGAAGAAAGGCUCGAGGAGCAGAGCUUGGCUGAUGGCAGAGGGGUUGAUAAUGGUGAUGGUGAUGAUGAUGAUGAUGUUGGAGAGGUGGUUGAUGGGGAUGCUUCAUGUAAGGGUUUGAAGCGUUCGAGGACGACUCAAAAGGUGGCUGGUAGGGGUGCUGCGUGCAAGGGUUUGAAGACGCGCAGGGGUUUGAAGAGCUCCACCCGCGGCAAGCCGACGGUGGCAGCUGAUAUGCCCAUGGGCGUGGCACGAGACAUAAAGGAUGUUGGUGCUUCUGUUGGUGUUUCCGGCGGUGUUUCCCGUGGUAUUUCGUCUGGUCGUGAGAACAGAGUGGCUGGGAUGGACAGUCAUAGGAGCGAUCAUCGCAGGGUGAAAGUGAGGGAGGGAGGUGGGGAUGGGGUUCAUAAGGCCGCUGACAGGAAUGGGGAGGGAAAGGCUGCUGGGGACAGGAAGGCUGCUGGUGGCAAUGGGAAGAGGAAGGCUGUUGGGGAGAGGAAAAUCGCUGGUGGCGAUGGGAAGAGGAAGGCUGCUGGUGAGCGGGACUUCUGCAGCACGAAGGCAGGGAGGAGGAGCCGGGCGACCAUGCGCUGCUUGGAGCAGUCGACCAGGGAGAGGCUCUGUGAGAUUGCCAAGCAGGCAGAGGAGGCGAAUAGGCGCGCUGUGGAGGCAAAGAGGGCGCUGGUGGAUAAGUACUUGGGUAUUUUGAAGGAAAAGCUUGAACAGGGGGUGGAGGAGGAGAGGAGGAUGAUUGCUGAGGUGGUUGCGAGGGAAGAGGCUAAGCUGGCACGCAUUGCUGGCUUGCUGUGA